CUACUCUACUCCCUCGACUUCUCGAGUCUCGAUUCUACUCUGUCUCCAAUCUACGCAGCGAAAGCCGGCGCCGCCGUCUCCUCGAGCGCGCCGACGGCGGAGAAGACCGCAGGCACGGCGGUGUCUACGGCCUCCUCCCCUUCCUUCCAGACCCCCGCCACGGCCGCGCCGCGCCCCGCCCUAGCCUCCGCCGCCGCCUCCCCAGUCCGGCCGCCUGGCCUCUCCACGCGCGCACGGCCGGGGCGAGCAGGUCUUUUGGGGGUGGGCGACGCCGCCCGUGCCGCGGCCUCCUCCCACCUGAAUCCAUCCCAGCUCGCGCCGAAUUCGGAGGUGUCCCGUACAAUUCCUUCUGGAUUUCCAUCAUUCCAUGAUGCCUGGUGGAUUGUAGCUGCUCGUGUUUCCACGAAAGAAGGUUUGGGGGUUUAUCUCCGAAUCCUUCUUCUGGGAGGGAUACUCUAAUUGGUCCGGUUUGCUGCGGAAAUCUGUGGAGCUCGGGUAGAUGCUCCGUGUUAGUUUCGCCACAGCGCACUGCAAAUUCUAGUGGAGUGAAGAGGAAUAUGGUAGAGGGGUUGCCGGCGGAGUUGCCAAUCGUGGACGUGGCCGCUCGUUUGGAUGGCAAGAGCUCGGAGCUGCCAGAGAAUGGUGCAUUGCUGAAGGGUGCUGAGGAAUCCCAGGAUUUGGGAGGUAAUCCCGUGGCGGUGUUGACGUUGCACGAAGGCAAAGAGGUGAUCCUCGUCGAUGACAAUGAUAGUGAGCAGGAAGACGGUGGGAGUGGCAAGGUGGAUGAGAAUGCGCCCCGGGUCGGAUUGAGAUUCAAAACUUAUGAUGACGCGCUGAAGUACUAUAAGCAAUAUGCCGCGGAUUCUGGCUUUUCAGCAAUCAUUCUGAAGUCGUCCUACUUGAAGUCAGGGGUGUGCCGGAGGUUGGUGCUUGGAUGCAGUCGAGCUGGAAGAGGGAGGGCAAACGCAUGCUAUCUGUCUAGAGAAUCAACGAAGAUAAAUUGUCCAGCUAGGAUUUCGUUGAAGCUAAGGCAAGAUAGAUGGCUUCACAUUGAUGACGCUAAGCUUGAUCACAACCAUCCACCGAACCAAUCCUCGGUGUCACAUAUGAACUGUUAUAAGAAAUUGACAGAUGCCAAGAAUGAGGAAACUGCUUCAAGAUCAAAAGGGCGUAGGAAUGUUCCCAUAGGUGACAAAGAGCAAGGGAGCUUUACUGAGAUAGGAAGGCUUAAAUUUGGGGAAGGAGAUGAUGAGUACAUCCACAAGUUUUUUGGGAGCAUGCAGAACAAGAAUCCAAAUUUCUUCUACUUAGUAGAUUUGGACAAACAAGGGCGCCUAAGGAACUUGUUCUGGAGUGAUGCUAGGUCACAGGCAGCACAUGAUUACUAUGGUCGUGAUGUUAUUUACUUUGACACUUCAUACUUGACCGAAAAAUAUGAUCUGCCACUUGUCUUCUUUACUGGGGUGAAUAAUCAUGGUCAGCCUGUUUUGUUUGGUACUGGAUUACUUUCAGAUCUAGGUGUUGACAGUUAUGUGUGGUUAUUUAGGGCAUUUUUUGCAUGCAUGAAGGGCUGCUACCCAGAUGCAAUAAUCACUGAGCAUUACAAUGCUAUUUUAGAUGCAGUGAGAGAUGUUCUCCCCCAAGUUAAACACCGCCUUUGUCUGUAUCGUAUUAUGAAAGAUGUAGCAGAGAACUUGAAAGCACAUGCAGAAUUCAAAACAAUUAAGAAAGCACUGAAGAAAGUAACCUAUGGGUCACUGAAAGCCUCAGAGUUUGAAGCUGAUUGGAAGAAGAUUAUUCUGGAGCAUGGACUUGGAGAAAAUGAAUGCCUUAGUUCCCUAUAUGAGCAUCGGCAGCUAUGGGCACCCGCCUAUCUCAAAGGCCAAUUCUGGGCAGGGAUGUCAGUUUCACAGCGUGGAGAGUCUAUUGUUUCAUACUAUGAUGGGUUUGUGUACCCCAAAACUUCCCUGAAGCAAUUUUUCAGUAAAUAUGAGAUCAUAUUGGAGAACAAAUACAAGAAAGAGUUGCAAGCUGAUGAAGAAUCCUCCCAUAGGACUCCUUUGACUGUAACAAAGUUUUACAUGGAAGAGCAGCUGGCCAAAGAAUACACAAUCAACAUGUUCAAGAAAUUUCAGGACGAGUUGAAAGCAACGAUGUAUUGUGAUGGUAUGCCAACUAAAGUUGAUGGACAAUUUGUCACCUUUGUGGUGAAAGAAUGCUCAUACAUGGAAGAUGGAAAGGAGAAGGAGGGAAGGAAUUAUGAGGUUUACUUUUGCAAGCAAGAGCUUGUUAAUUGUGAAUGUGAAUGUGGUUUCUUUCAAUUCACUGGAAUCCUAUGUAGACAUAUAUUAUCUGUGUUUAAGUUGCAGGAGAUGUUUGAGAUUCCAAUAAGGUUUGUUCUUGAUCGCUGGAAAAGAGACUAUAAGAAAUUGCAUGCUGAUGCGCUUUGCAAAAAUGAUGAAAUGCUACCUGAUGUGCUACCUGAUGGCAUAAUCGAGCGUCAUGAUAUCUUGUUUACACAGUCUCGUCAGGUGCUUAAUCUAGGGUUCAUAUCCGAGGGUAGGUACCUUGUAGCUCUGAAGUUACUGAGACAAGCAGAAAAGACUCUUCUGGAUGAUGGAGAUAGAGGCAGGCAGGCAGGGCUUCUCUCGUUUGAGGCUGAAGCACCUGAAAAUGAUGAAGGGAUUUUUAGUCCUGAGUUUUCAGAGGGUGUAAAGAAUUCUCAGUCAACAAAUGCAAAGCGUCGAGGUCGUCCAACAAAGAAACUAAUUGAAUCUGAUUCUGAUACCGUAUUACGGCCAAAUAAAGAGCAGGAUUUUCUACGGUCAUCUUUUGUCACUGAUGAGUCUAAUAUGAUUCAAGGGGCACCCUCAGCCUCACACCUUGAAAGUCCUCACUUGGGAGUUGAUUUGAUGGAAGGAAUACCUCCAAACCUUUCAUUUAAUCAUCAUUUUGGUAUGGAUGUUAAUCACCAACAUCAAGUGCCCAACCAACCGAGGAUGCUCCCAAGCAAUUUUCUGCAGGCCCAGGCAGAUUCCCAGGGUUAUGGAAAUCAAUGGGCUUUCCCAACAUUGCAGGAUAAUUCAAUGCUAAGAACUGCAGCCCGAAGAGGAGUGUAGACCCUAUUUUUUGGCUCUAAUUACAGCAGUAGAAUUCUAGAUACCAUGACUCCUCCGGCGCUCGUAAUUACUACCUUAACUAACCUGAGGAUACUGAGGCGGCAGCACAUUAUAAGACAGGUUGGAUUACUUGGUAGAUGAAUCCAAAGGAUAUCCAUUGUAACUUUUUUGUUGUUUCCUGACUGUUAGCUGCUGUUACUGGUCAUAUAUUUUGACCCCAAGUUGUACAUAGCAUUAGACAUAGUCAAUGUGUACAUUACUCAUUGCGGCAGAUUGGUGAAUCACAUGAUAUCGAGUGCUGCCAAAUAUAUUGAUCGAUGUUUUCCUA
Molecule: messenger RNA, 3447 nt
Organism: Oryza sativa Japonica Group (Japanese rice)
Lineage: Eukaryota; Viridiplantae; Streptophyta; Magnoliopsida; Poales; Poaceae
Product: protein FAR1-RELATED SEQUENCE 6
Biological process (GO): regulation of DNA-templated transcription
Molecular function (GO): zinc ion binding
Source: RefSeq, a predicted model, not a curated record